Molecule: messenger RNA, 1356 nt
Organism: Helicoverpa zea (corn earworm)
Lineage: Eukaryota; Metazoa; Arthropoda; Insecta; Lepidoptera; Noctuidae
Gene: HLH4C
Product: helix-loop-helix protein 1
Exons: 2
Coding region: 211-627 (138 amino acids)
Biological process (GO): regulation of transcription by RNA polymerase II
Molecular function (GO): RNA polymerase II cis-regulatory region sequence-specific DNA binding; protein dimerization activity; DNA-binding transcription factor activity, RNA polymerase II-specific
Source: RefSeq, a predicted model, not a curated record
UAGAUUUGAGCUUUCUAACACUUACCUAAUUGAUCCAUUAUGAAAAAAAAAGCUUCAUUUUACCCAUUGUAUGGUCCUUUAAGUACAAUUACGACCUAAUGUAUCAUGAUUCUGAGUAAAUAAACUUUAGGAGAGACAGGUCUUUAAAGCUUCGUCUAAGUAGAUAUAUCAUAGGUUUUACUAAUCUCGGAAUAAUAUCUUAGACUGACCAUGAAGAGUUGGUUAGAGGCCAGCGGCAUGGAAGAUGGCUCCCUGUCCUGCAUGCUGGCGGAACCACGAGAAGCCUUACUGCCAAUUACCAGCAGAGAAAACUUGACUCCAAGGAAACGGGACAGAACAUUAGAGCCUUGCGCUAUAUCCGAAGAGGCUUACCUUUCAAGUGGGGCUGGUUCUCCUUGCGCUGGUCUUUCCCGCGAAGAGAGACGUAGAAGACGCCGGGCCACUCUCAAGUACAGAACGGCCCAUGCCACUAGAGAAAGGAUCAGAGUCGAAGCAUUUAACGCCGCCUUCGCCGCCCUUAGGAGACUCCUACCAACCUUGCCACCGGACAAAAAACUUUCGAAAAUCGAAAUUCUCCGAUUAGCCAUUUGUUAUAUAGCUUAUCUGAAUCACGUGUUGGAUGCGUAAGUAUUGUACUAUUGAUAAAGGCAAAUACCUCAUUUAUUAGAUAUCGUUUUUUAUCGCCAUAUUGUAAUUGUCUCUAGCCUGUUCCAUACAGGCUUAGUAGCUCUUUGCUUGAAAAUGUGUGAAUGUAUUUUGACUUUAUUUGUUAAACGAAGAAAAAGUAAUGAAUCAAUCUCAAGGCAAUAUGUAAUGUUGAUAUCGAAAAACGAAUACCUUUUUUGCUCAAGGGGUCUUUAUGUACCAAGAUAUUUGUGAUGUGCGUUUCUAUUUUAAUACUAGAUCUUAUGUUGCAACAUUUAUCUUGCAUUAUCGUUAUCGUCUCUAUCUAGUCAGUGUCUUCCUAAUCUUGUUUAAGUAGAAGCUAUUUUUAGGUUUUGUAAAUAUAGGAAAAUAAUAAAAACAUUAAUGUUAAGAGUAUUUAUUUACAACUUAUAAUUCUAAUAUUAUUACAUAAAGAGUUGAUAAUUCCUAUGUCAUAUCAAUAAAUGUAUUCAUAAAUUAAGUGUCUUUUAAUUUCUACACUAUGUUACAUUGACAUUUCAAGAUCUAGUAAUUUUUAAAAGUCUCCAUUAUUUUCGUUUUAAACUGUCCAGAUAGCACAAUAGGACUGGGAAGAAUAUCAUUCCGUGUAAAAAUCCUAGAACUACUAAACUGAGGAACAUUCUAAAGAAGAACACUUCGAUUAUUUCCGUAUAUGAAAAUGCUAGUACUACGAUAGGAAUAUUAGUAAAG